AUCGUUUGCCAUCUCCAAAUUAGUAUAAAUACACUAGACUCAAUUUACAAUUAUAUUAUUCCAUAAGAAAAAAUUACCAUAUAUACAAAUUAAGUAAAUUGAAUUAAGCUGCCAUGAAAGGUGUUGCAGUAGUACUAGUUCUAGUUGUGCUAGCCGUGGCUCAGCUAGCUAUGGCUGCACGGCUAGAACAACAGGGCGGACUCGCUUGUGGUCAUGUAGAUGACGUUUUGGGUCCCUGUUACUCGUUACUUGAAGGUCUUCGACGUGGCAGGCUUGAUUCAGCAUGCUGCACUGGGUUCAGAACCAUGAUUAUUAUAGCUCAGUCCACUGAGGAUAGGAGGUCUGCUUGCAACUGUGCUAAGGCUGCAGUGAACCGACGAAACUCCUCGAUUAAUGAAGAUCAAUCCAGGGCUCUUGCUAGCAAGUGUGGUGUUUCCUUUCCCUUCUAUAUCUCCAGGACCAUCAACUGUGACACAGUAAGUUAAAAUAGGCUGCAUGGUUCCGGGAAUAAUGCCAGUGGAGAUUCGAAUGCUGUCAUAAGUUUACUUUGUUAUGUAUUAAAUAAAAUAAGGCUUGUUAUAAACCCUUGAACGUUGUAUAUAUACUCAAUAACUAUGUGAGUAUUAACUUUACUGUUUUAUAUAUUUUGUGCUUGUAUAAUUUUACAAUAACUACGUGUUAAUGUAUUAAUCCAA
This is a messenger RNA of Capsicum annuum, 695 nucleotides long. Its product is annotated as non-specific lipid-transfer protein 1. The coding region runs from base 114 to 485 and encodes 123 amino acids. NCBI's taxonomy places the organism in Eukaryota, Viridiplantae, Streptophyta, Magnoliopsida, Solanales, Solanaceae. The record is from RefSeq and is a predicted model, not a curated record. The transcript is spliced from 2 exons. Gene Ontology annotation, molecular function: lipid binding. Gene Ontology annotation, biological process: lipid transport. Gene Ontology annotation, cellular component: membrane.